Adineta steineri is the source of this 2055-nucleotide messenger RNA. The record is from the annotation of a GenBank genome assembly. Lineage: Eukaryota; Metazoa; Rotifera; Eurotatoria; Adinetida; Adinetidae.
AUGAUCAUCGAGCGAUCACAAUCAAUACCUGGCAUGUGGCCCUAUAUAAUGUCCAUGACAAAACAAAACGGUCUUAAUACAGUACAAACCUAUGUAUUCUGGAAUAUACACGAACAAAAACGUGGCACCUAUGAUUUUAGUGGUCGUGCUAAUUUAAGUCAAUUUCUUCAAGAUGCAGCUAACGCGGGAUUGUUCGUUAAUUUACGAAUUGGUCCCUAUGUAUGUGCUGAAUGGGACUAUGGUGGUUUACCUGUCUGGCUAAACAAUGUUCCUGAUAUUGCGUUUCGUUCAAACAAUGAAGCAUGGAAAAGAGAAAUGAAACGAUUCGUGUCAGACAUCGUUACGUAUGUUGAUCCAUUUCUUGCUAAAAAUGGUGGACCAAUAAUUCUUGCCCAAAUUGAAAAUGAAUACGAUGGAGAUGAUAUGGCCUAUGUCGAUUGGUGUGGUAGUUUGGUGACUAACGAGUUUGCCUCAACACAAAUUCCUUGGAUAAUGUGUAAUGGUCAUGCAGCUAAUUCGACCAUUGAAACAUGCAACGGGUGUAACUGUUUUGAUGACGGUUGGUUGGAUCAACAUCGUCGUGAUCAUCCUGAUCAACCGAUGCUUUACACAGAAAACUGGGGCUGGUUUCAACCAUGGGGUCAAGCAUUAGGAAUCCGAACACCUCAAGAUCUUUCUUAUUCAGCUGGUGAAUGGUUUACUGGCGGUGGUGCUUAUCUAUCGUACUAUAUGUGGCAUGGUGGUAACCAUUACGGACGAACAGGUGGAUCAGGCCUGACGACUGCGUACUCGGAUGACGUUCAUCUUCGCGCUGAUGGUACACCGAACGAGCCGAAGUAUACUCAUUUAGGUCGUCUUCAACAUCUUGUCACUGAACUUGCGCAAGUAAUAUUGAGUCAAGAUUCUGUUCGAUCGCCAGUACCCUACUGGGAUGGAAAACAAUGGGCAAUAGGUACUCAACAAUUUGUCUACUCAUACCCUUCAUCAGUUCAUUUCCUUAUCAACCAAGCUAAAGAACAACUGUUUGUUCUUUUCAACAAUCAGAAUAUUUCCAUGUCCCUUCAGUCUGUUCAAAUCUAUGACUAUAAUCAGCAUCUACUAUGGAAUAGUGCCAAUGUGAGUAAUAUCAAUAGUAAUAACACGGUUAUUGUACCUGUUGUCACUGGCCCACUUGAUUGGCAAUUCUUUGUAGAACCAUCUCAGACUAACUUACCUAAAAUUACCGCCUUGAAUCCGCUGGAGCAACUUAAUUUAACUAAUGAUGAAACGAUCUAUCUCCGGUAUCGUCGCAAUAUUUCACUUUCUCGACCAUCUGCACAUACAAUCGUUCAAGUACAAACGCGUCGAGCAAAUAGUUUACUGUUUUUCCUAGACGGACAAUUCUUGGGUAAUUUUGAUAACUCUGAACAUGCACAAGGCACAAUUACAGUUGAUGUUCCACUCAAUCUUUCACAGUUUCAUCCAAAUCAACAGUAUCUCUUUGAGAUCCUUUCGGUUUCGCUUGGAAUUGACAACUUUAAUAUCGGACCAGGCCAUUUUGAUUACAAAGGUAUUGUGGGAAAUGUAUCGCUCGAUGGACAAUCAUUAAUCGGUAAUGAGACAAAUGUUUGGGAACAUCAAAAAGGUUUAUUUGGUGAAGCUCGUCAGAUUUAUACUGAGCAAGGCUCAAAAACAGUUGAAUGGAAUCCUAAAUGGACGACGGCUGUUAACAAGUCGGUAACCUGGUUUCAGACUCGUUUCGAUCUUAAUCAUCUUGCACGAGAAGAUCUCAAUGCUAAUCCAGUUUUACUCGACGCAAUUGGUCUUAAUCGUGGCCAUGCUUUUGUUAAUGGAAACGAUAUUGAUCUCUACUGGUUAAUUGAAGGUAGCUGUCAGAGUUCAGUACCAUGUUGCUGUCUACAAGGUGAAAUCCGUUGUGGACAACCAAGUCAACGUUACUAUCAUGUUCCAUCUGAUUGGUUGAUGCCUAAGAACAAUUUGCUCACAAUUUUUGAAGACUUAGGCGCUUCUUCCCCUGGAUCUGUUAGUCUCGUGCAACGCAUUGUCAUCACUUGA